ACCAUGCAAUUUCCUUCUUAUCCAGGAAGAAAAUAUGGAGCAAUCCCAACCGCAGAUCAACCUCACCAUGGACGUCUCCGUGGUCUCAUUACCACCGAACAUGGACAUCGUAGCACCCAACAAACCAUCCAAACCGUCCAUCUUAACCCGAUUUCAUGCCGGAUACUUCCGCAUAAGCCUCUCCCUCUGUAGCCAGGCCUUGCUAUGGAGGACCCUAAGCGAAACAACCGAAGACGCUCAUGCACUCCGCCGCGUGCCGUGCAUGCUUCCUUCCACAGCUUUUAUUCUAUUGUGGUCACUUGCUCUCUUCACCCUCCUCUCCCUAUCUCUACUCUACUUGCUCAGAUGCCUCUUUCACUUUCAUAUGGUGAAGGCCGAGUUCUUGCACCACGUGGGUGUGAACUAUCUCUUUGCUCCCUGGAUCUCAUGGCUCCUACUCCUGCAAUCCUCGCCGUUCAUCCAUCCGAAAGCCACUUACUAUCGCGUGCUUUGGUGGGCCUUUGCGGUACCUGUGCUAGUAUUGGAUGUUAAGAUCUAUGGACAGUGGUUCACUAAAGGGAAGCGGUUCUUGUCGAUGAUUGCCAACCCCACAAGCCAGCUAUCUGUGAUCGGGAACCUGGUAGCGGCCCGCGCAGCCGCUCUGAUGGGGUGGAAAGAGAGUGCCCUGUGUAUGUUUUCGUUGGGCAUGGUCCACUAUCUUGUUCUCUUCGUGACGCUUUAUCAACGGUCCGUAGGGAGUGAUCGGCUUCCGGCAAUGCUACGGCCUGUUUUCUUCUUGUUCAUUGCAGCGCCAAGCAUGGCCAGUCUGGCGUGGGAUUCCAUCUCGGGAAGCUUCGAUGUGACUUCGAAGAUGUUCUUCUUUCUUUCCUUGUUUCUCUUUACAUCACUGAUAUCGAGACCGCUUUUGUUCAAGAAAGCGAUGCGAAGGUUCCAUGUUGCAUGGUGGGCCUACUCCUUCCCACUGACGGUGCUGGCAUUGGCUUCGACAGAGUACGCACAAGAGGUGAAGGGCAGCAUAGCUCAUGCACUGAUGCUUGCGCUAUUGGCACUCUCUGUCGUUGUCUCCUUUGUUUUGAUGAUCUUCACCGCAUUCAACACUAGCAUUCUCUUACACAACGAUGAUCCUUUUCCAAUUCCUCCACCACACUUACCGACAACCACGUGA
Messenger RNA from Magnolia sinica, 1165 nucleotides. Its product is annotated as S-type anion channel SLAH1-like. NCBI's taxonomy places the organism in Eukaryota, Viridiplantae, Streptophyta, Magnoliopsida, Magnoliales, Magnoliaceae. Bases 35 to 1165 code for a protein of 376 amino acids. The record is from RefSeq and is a predicted model, not a curated record. Gene Ontology annotation, biological process: transmembrane transport; intracellular monoatomic ion homeostasis. The transcript has 2 exons. Gene Ontology annotation, cellular component: membrane. Gene Ontology annotation, molecular function: voltage-gated monoatomic anion channel activity.